Notothenia coriiceps (black rockcod) is the source of this 319-nucleotide messenger RNA. RefSeq names its product calmodulin-binding transcription activator 1. The record is from RefSeq and is a predicted model, not a curated record. The transcript has 4 exons. Lineage: Eukaryota; Metazoa; Chordata; Actinopteri; Perciformes; Nototheniidae. The coding region runs from base 8 to 289 and encodes 93 amino acids.
AGGGGAAAUGGCUGCCGAAAACAAGCCGGAAGGACUGAAGAAAGUUCGUAAUCCGGAUCGAAUGUACAGAUCAGCAGUGUGUUAUGCUGGCCAUGGUCCACCUAAGAGUAUCAGUGAUGACACAGAGACGAACAAUGAACAUGGACAUUUGAAAAUAUACCUGCCCAAGAAGCUGCUUGAAUGUCUACCAAAAUGCACCUCGCUGCCAAAGGAGAGACACCGGUGGAACACUAAUGAGAGACAUCCGUGCAGACGCCAUAAUGGUUUCCGUGUUUAUAUUGAACUCUGACCCCUGACCUCCUGCAUAAGCUUGGUAAUC